Drosophila hydei is the source of this 2849-nucleotide messenger RNA. RefSeq names its product nuclear pore complex protein Nup107 (gene Nup107). The coding region runs from base 204 to 2840 and encodes 878 amino acids. NCBI's taxonomy places the organism in Eukaryota, Metazoa, Arthropoda, Insecta, Diptera, Drosophilidae. The record is from RefSeq and is a predicted model, not a curated record. The transcript is spliced from 3 exons. Gene Ontology annotation, molecular function: structural constituent of nuclear pore. Gene Ontology annotation, cellular component: nuclear pore; nuclear pore outer ring. Gene Ontology annotation, biological process: protein import into nucleus; regulation of DNA-templated transcription; post-transcriptional tethering of RNA polymerase II gene DNA at nuclear periphery.
UUUCUAAAUCGUAUGAAACAUGAGCAAAACUCAAUAUUUACAUUCAAGCAAUUGUAUGAAAAUGAGCGGCGUAUCAGACACAGCAAGUGUUGUAAAACAGCUUAAAUAUAGUGUUAAACUAGCUUGCAAAGUAGAGUCCCGGCAUUUUUGCCGCGUGCGGGUAAAUUAUAAUAUAUAUAACAUAAGCAAAACAAAACCCAACCAUGGAAAGUCCACUUCAACAUAGGCGUAGUCUACUUCGACAGCCUUUAAACAGCACGCAAAACAAUCAGUCACACAAUCUGUCGAUAACUUUGCUGCCGGAAGAGCAUGACUUGUUAAGGAACAGCAGCUCUGGAGCUAUGGGACUUUUGUCUCGUAUGCAGAAUCGCACAGUGACUGGACUGGACGUGACUAGCCUUAGCGGCGACAGCACUCUGUUAACGGAUAACAUCGAUGCAGCGGAUCACGGAAUCGGCAAAAUUGACUUACUCUUUGCACAUUUCUAUGAGGUGCUGCACACGCACAACAACACGAACGAUACCCUGGAUGUGGUGCAACUGUUAGCACAGGCUUGCGAGCAGGUUGUCGAGCAGCUGGAGCUGGAAAUUGACCGCGGCAUGGGCGGCAAUCACGGCACCCAGCAGCGCGAGGCCAGUGUCAAAUGGCUGAAGCAAGAGAUUAACACCUGGCGCCUGCUUCAUGCUCUUUACUAUGACAGACUGUUGCUCCAAACUGAUACGCAGGCGGAUGAUGAAAUGCAGGAUGGUCCACUGCUGGGAGGUAGCGAAAAAGAGGUUAUCCAGCAGCUGUAUUCCAUAAAUGCACAGCUGCGCGAAUAUCAAAUGGUGGUGGAUUGGUUGGAGAAGUGCUAUGAGGAGAAGGAUCAAGCGAAUGCGUUACAGAGUCACGAUCGCAUGAUGGCCUGGGAAAACACGCUAUUUCAGCUGGAGAAUCUGCAGGGAGCAGCAUUUGGUCGUGGCCAUGAAAUAUGCAAGCAACUUGAUCCGGAUGCGCCGGUGCGCGAGGGUAAACCACUGCACGCUUUGGACAUGGAGGACAACGUACGUUUGGGUCGCGCCAUUUUUGCAGCCAUACGCAGCGGACACAUCGAUGAAGCCCUCAAGCUGUGCAAGCACUUCGGUCAAACUUGGCGUGCUGCCAUCUUGGAGGGCUGGCGUCUGCAUGAAGAUCCCAACUAUGAGCAGCAUUUGCCCGGUCAGACGAAUGAGAAGUUGCCCAUCGAAGGUAAUCCCCGACGUGAUAUUUGGAAGCGUUGCGCUUGGCUGUUAGCCGACUCAAAAAAAUACGAUGAGUACACGCGCGCCACGGCGGCCGUCUUCUGUGGUCACCUGGGCGCUUUGAAGACGCUGUUACACAACAGCUGGCAAGAUCUGCUCUGGGCGUAUAUGAAGGUGCAAAUAGACAUUCGUGUGGAGAGCGAGAUUCGUGGUUGUUGUAUGAAACGAUAUCAGCCCAUGCCGGACGAGUAUUGGAAUGGCAAAAUGACACUGGAACAGAUUUUUGAUGAGCUUAGCGUGGCCAAGGAUGUGUCUGUGCGGGACUAUGCCCAGUGCCAACUGGGCGUAAUACAACAGAAUAUCAUACUGGACACUUGCGGCGAGCUGUUGCAGCAUAUGUGUCGCUGGCUGGAUGCCGUACCCAAGGACUCGCAGUUGCCGCCCCAUCAGCUGCGGUUCAUGGCGCACAUUGUGCUGUUUAUGCGCCAGGUUGGCCGAGUGGAACAGCAGGGACAACAACAGCAGGCCGAACGCAUAAUUGCGGCCUAUGUAGAGACAUUAAUCAAGCGCGGAGAUCCGCAGUCCAUUGCCUACUACACGGCGGGCUUGCCCAAUAAGCUACAGGUGCAGCUCUAUGCCAAGUUUCUGACCCAAAUUGAUGAGAAGCGACAACGUGAACAGGCUCUGGAGGCGGCGUUGCAGGCGGGUCUGGAUGUGGAACAAAUAACCCGUCACACAGUUGAGAGCAUACGACUGGACAAUGCUCCACCCAGCGCAUUGGGUGAACCCCCAACUGGAGCCAUUUCGACAGCCGACAAACGCAAAAUUCAAUCACUCGAGUAUCUAACUCAUUUGGUCGAGCAACGAGGGGAGCUGCUCUGGCAGGCAAAUGCCAUGAUGCGUCACUAUUUGGCCAGCAACAAGAUUGAGUGUGUGCGUCAAGUGUUUGCCAUGGUGCCCGUGGAUGUGACUAGCCAGUUGAUCACAAUUUAUGGCGCCCUGGACAACUUGGGACCCCGUGAAGAGUGCAGCCUAAAGGAGUUCCUGUGCUACAAGGUUUACUUGGCUGGCGUGGACAGCUUCAAUGAGUGGGUACGACUGCAGCAGGCUCGCCCACAACCACCACAAAAGGACACACAGAAGCCCGGCUACACGCAGGACAAUUUCACGGAGCGCAUGAAUGCGCAACACAAAGAGCAGACCUAUAUCACUGAAGUGGCACGCUGGGAGCAAAAGGUCAAGGAACAAUCUAAGCUGACCACCGAUGCCCUGUUCAAUGUGCUGCUGUUUCCUGAGAAAGGCUGGCUUAACGAUCCCUUCAUCGCGAAAGAGCCAGAGAAUUCAGCGCUGCUGCACUGGGAGAGCCGAAUCUUGCAGAUGGAAAAGCUGCGUUCUAUUUGCCUGCCAGAGAUCGUGCUGCUGCUGCACGAUGUUUUGGCUAAGUCGGGCGAUUAUGCAGGUUGCAUACGGCUGGCGGAUGAGAUUGCCGAUGAGCGUCGACAGCUCUACAAGGUGUACACGAAGCACAAGCUUGCCGAGCUGCUGGGAAAGAUUGCCGAUACUUCGCUGCAGCUGCUAAACAAUAAACUGGAUCCAUGGGGUUAUCCUAUCACUGCCUAAACGGAAUAU